Plasmodium yoelii is the source of this 1869-nucleotide messenger RNA. RefSeq names its product dihydrolipoamide acyltransferase, putative. The record is from RefSeq and is a predicted model, not a curated record. Gene Ontology annotation, molecular function: dihydrolipoyllysine-residue acetyltransferase activity. Gene Ontology annotation, biological process: pyruvate decarboxylation to acetyl-CoA. The transcript has 11 exons. Gene Ontology annotation, cellular component: pyruvate dehydrogenase complex. Bases 1 to 1869 code for a protein of 622 amino acids. NCBI's taxonomy places the organism in Eukaryota, Apicomplexa, Aconoidasida, Haemosporida, Plasmodiidae.
AUGAUGCGAUACUUUAUUUUUUUUCUUGCAUUUUGGUUAAAUAUUUAUAAAUGUAUUAACAACAUUAAAAAUAGAAAUAGUUAUGGAUUCAUAAAUUUAAAUAAUAAUUUGAAACUGCAUCAUAAAAAUAAACAUGUUCUCUAUUCGAAAGUUGAAAUUAAAAUGCCUGCCCUAUCUAGUACCAUGACGAGUGGCAAAAUUGUUCGCUGGAAUAAAAGCGUUGGAGAAUUUAUUAACGUUGGGGAUAUAAUUAUGACAGUAGAAAGUGAUAAAGCAGAUAUGGAUGUUGAAUCGUUUGAUGAAGGAUAUUUAAGACGAAAACUAAUCGAAGAAGGGUCUGAAGCAAAUGUUGGAGAUGUACUAGGAAUUCUAACGACUGAGGAAAAUGAAGAAGUGGCAAAUGAAGAGGCGGAAAAUGAAAAGACGACAGAUGUAGAGAUGUCAGAUGUAGAAACAACAAGUGUAGAGACGGCAGAUGUAGAGACGACAGAUGUAGAAGGGGAAAGUGUGGAAAAAGGGAUAUACAGUCCAUCAGUGCAAAGUAAAAAAAAUAAAGUAAGAAUCGCUAAAUGGUUAUGUAAAGAAAACGAAUUUGUGAAUAAAUCUGAUGUUAUAUUUCACAUUGAAGAUGACAAAAGUACAAUUGAAGUGGAUAGUCCUUAUACAGGUAUAAUAAAAACUAUUUUAGUAAAAGAAGGAGAGCUUGCAGAUUUGGAAAAACAAGUUGCCACCAUUUUAGUUAAAAAGGAAACAAAUGAACUGGAAAACACCUCUAUGAAUUUAAAUAACAAAAUAAAAGAACGUGAUGUAAUAACUCAUUUUAAAAAAAAAAUAAAAGACACUAAAGAAGGGAAACAAUUUUUAAAAACAUUAAAUUGUGAUACUGAAAAAAUACUCGAGGAAAGACUCAAAUUAAAUAGUGAUAAAUAUUAUCAAGAUAUUAACAACAAUUUCAAAUCUUCUGAAGCAGACCCUAAAACCAUCAAGGAACAUGCACAGCACAACCAAGAACAUGGAAUAUCUCAUGAAAGAAUAGUAUUGCCAUCUGCCAUUGAACUUAUGAAGAAACACAAACUAACCCCCGAAGAUAUCACGCACACGACCAUACCGAACAGAAUCACCUACGAAGAUGUCAACAUGUUUCUCGAAAAAAAAAAAAAAAUUCCAAAAGUAGGAAGCGAUACAAGAGUAGAAGGGGGAGGGCGAGUUGUCAAAUUAACGAAUAUACAAAAGUCAAUAAAAAAUAAUAUGAUGCUAACAUUAAAUGUUCCAGUAUUUCGAAUAACACAUUUAAUAAAAACUUGUCAAUUAUUAAAAAUAUAUGAACAAGUCAAAGAUAAAAUAAGUAUGUCAGUCAUAUUAAAUAAAUGUGUAUCUUUGGCAUUACUUAAAAAUCCAUUAAUAUAUUCAACAUAUAUAGAUAAUGAAAAUGGAGAAAUUUUAUAUAACCAAAAUAUAAAUAUAGGAAAUGCAUUAGGAUUGAACGAUUGUUUAUUAACCCCUGUUUUAAAAAAUGUCGAUAAAAAAGAUAUAUAUACAUUAUCAACAGAAUGGAAAGAUCUGGUAAAAAAAGGAAAAAGUGGAACCCUUUCAGCAAAUGAAAUGUCGGGAAGCAAUUUUUUUAUUUCGAAUUUAGGAAUGUUUAACACAUAUCAAUUUGAUGCUAUCUUACCAAAAAAUGCAUCAUGUAUUUUAUCUAUCGGUACAAAUAUAGUUAGCAUAAAUCAAUUUGAAGAUUUAAAAAUAAAUAAAGGAAUAAUGAUGACAUUAACAUGUGACCAUAGACAUAUUUAUGGUUCACAUGCUGCUAUUUUUAUGAACGAUUUAGCAAAUGUCAUUGAAAAUAGUAUAAUGGACAUAUUUUUAUAA